AUGCGUUUCACCUCCGUUAUCGUCACUGGCGCCCUCGCCAUCCUGGCCUCCGCCCAGGCUACUUCCACCAGCACUGCCGUCUCCGCCGCCUCUUCUGAGCAGGCUGUCAUCACAGAGUGCCUUAAGGGCUGCCCUGCCACCGACGUCAACUGCCAGUCCAAGUGCAUUUCUGUUCCCAACCCCAACGAGAGCCAGGUAAACCAGACCACCGCUUGUGUUGCCGCCUGCGACAAGGGCGACGGUAGCCCGGAGGACACCCAGAAGUACUCCGACUGCUCUCAGAAGUGCAUCAGCCAGUACUUCUUCAGCGCCGGCGGUACCCCGGCUGCCACCGCCGGCUCUGGCUCCGGCUCCGGUUCCGCCGCCAGCGGUGGCGCCAGUGCUGCCACGGCCUCCGCCUCCGGCUCUGGUGCCGCUGCCUCUGCUUCCGGCACUGCUACUCGUGCGUCUGGCUCCGCCGCCACCGGUACUGAUGCCGCCGCCACCGGAUCGACGACCCCCAACGCUGCCCCCGCCCUUAUCGGCUCCGCCUCUUUCGGUGUUGUCGGCAUUAUCGGCGCCCUCCUUCUUUAA
This is a messenger RNA of Colletotrichum higginsianum IMI 349063, 573 nucleotides long. RefSeq lists its product as uncharacterized. The transcript is spliced from 2 exons. The record is from RefSeq and is a predicted model, not a curated record. Lineage: Eukaryota; Fungi; Ascomycota; Sordariomycetes; Glomerellales; Glomerellaceae. Bases 1 to 573 code for a protein of 190 amino acids.